AUGCCUGCAGUAAUAAGAGAUUCCAACUUUGGUACUUCAACACGUUUCUUCUCUCAAUCCUCCUCACAACUUCAGUAGUAAAAAAGACAAUCACUUUGAAGGGAAACACAAAUGAAAUGACUGUCGAAUUCAGUCACCGUUUCGAGUGAAUAAAAAAGCUCAGAUGCAAUCAUCACUUUCAUUUUCUUGUGGUGUCAAGUCAACGAUGGCGAAAUCUCCGGUGGAAGUGAAUCUGAUACCAAUCGAAGCUACACCUGAGACCUUCGCAGAGUAUGGUCAAGUCAUCGAAGCCUCUCGUGAUGGGGCCGGUUACGGUCCCAACGACGCUCAAUUGGAUCUCUCUAAAGGAAUCCCACGGCUCUAUAUACUUAGGCUGAAAGAAACACCCUUAGGGUUUUUCAAGAUCACGCAUCACGCAAAGGUGACACAGUGUCUAGGAUCAAUAGGAGGUGAUAUUUGGUAUAUGGGAGUGGCUAAGCCAUCUCUUAUUGAAGAUGAUGAUGAUGGAAGGAGAGUAGAUACAGUAAAAGCAAAGUCUGGUCACUUGUACAUUCCACCUGAGGUGGAAGAGAUUCGCGUCUUCAGGUUCUCGGGACCAAAGUUUGUGAAACUGCACCGUGGUACAUGGCAUGCUGGACCCUUGUUUAGUGGCAGCUCCAUCAUGGAUUUCUACAACUUAGAACUCAGCAACACAAAUGUGGUGGAUCACACGUCACAUGAUUUCACGAAGAAUAAUGGAGUCAGCUUCCGCUUUGACACCUAAGAAGAAUAAUGGAGUCAAUCCUAUCAUGAGUGUGCUUCUGUUUUUCCUUGUGUGUAAUGUAAUUGACUAAUUGCCAAUACCAAUACUGUGUAUUGUGUACUGUGCACACAAAUUGGUUAUAUGCAAUAAAAUACCGGUUUAAGUUAACCAACCCUGGUUCAUAAAAUCCUAAUAAUUCUUGAAUUGGUUUUCUAAAAAAAGAAAGCAAAUCAUGAAUACUAAAGAAAUUUGAUUACAUCAUUUGGUGUUUCUAGUA
Messenger RNA from Arabidopsis thaliana (thale cress), 1019 nucleotides. RefSeq names its product ureidoglycolate hydrolase. Lineage: Eukaryota; Viridiplantae; Streptophyta; Magnoliopsida; Brassicales; Brassicaceae. Gene Ontology annotation, molecular function: ureidoglycolate lyase activity. Bases 164 to 763 code for a protein of 199 amino acids. The transcript is spliced from 4 exons. The record is from RefSeq and is marked reviewed.